AACGCAACCAAAACAAACUUUAGAGAAAGAGAAAGGCUUUCCACACGGAAGCAGUAGCGUAGCUAGCUAAGUUAAAGUAAAACAUGAGUUUAAAGUAGUGAUGGACACUGGUUGGAUAUUACCAUUAUAUUUUAAACGAUGCCUAAUGAACGAAAAGAAAUGGACACUGACAAUAUCAAAGUUUUGGUAAUCACGGCUAAUGUUGGCUCUCUUUUUGAAGAGUAUGGUGCCAUUCUUCGAGAAAAUUGGAUGCUAGAAUUUCACAAGUUGGUCCAGACUCAUCAGCCAACAUUUAUUGGGCUUCAUUUACAAGAAGUUGGUGGUAAAACCCUUGUUGUUAAUACUGAACAAGUUGUAACAUUCUUCAAAGAAUUAUAUAAUGCUGAAAGAUUUGAAGAAUACAUCUCUGUACAUAGUUUUAUUGACGAAGAAUAUACGCAAGAAAAGUAUACAGCACUUGGAAGCUCCUAUUUCAUUCAUAAAUCUUUGCAUGAUCGCAUAGAGAUGUGGAACUUUGAUGAUCAGUCAUUUAAGAUUGUUCCAAAAGGCAGAAUUCUGCAUUCAGCAUCUGAUGCUUCAUGUUACGUGAAAAAACAUAAAUUUCCUCUGUCCUGUUACUCAAAGAAGUUAAUCAGAUGGCCACGUAAAGGCUUUACUUGGACGAGGUGGCGAAUAAAUAACAGGGUAUUAGAUAUGUUGAAUGUGCAUUUAACACAUGAUGCUUGCAACUUAAAAGCUGCUCUUAAGUCACCUACAAAGUUCGCCAAACAUCGAAGGCGAUCUUUACAAUAUUUAAUCGACAGGCUGAAUGAAGCGCCAUCAGAUCACCAAAUAUUGUAUGGUGAUUUUAAUGUGAGGCCAGAUACGAAAGGUUUGAUUGAUCAUUUAAUGGGUGAUAUAGCUAGUCAUCAUUUAACAAAAGACAGUGAUGGUCAUCCGCAGUCACUUGUGUACAGAGCUGUAAAUGGUUCAACAAAGGAUUUAUUGAAGAUAGGUGGCCGAUUAUUUGAAAUGAGCAGUUACGAAGCCUUCGACCAUGUCUCUGACCUACUUCAGUUUGAUAGAGAACUGGAAUGGGUAUACGAAGAUUUGUUUUCAGAGAUGCCAGUCUCUUUUAAGCCAACUUACCCACACAAAGAAAAUCCCGAGGACAAUGGAGUUUCAUUUUCUAAUGUCAGGUGUCCAUCUUGGUGCGACCGCGUAAUAGUGGACAAAAAAUUGUUUCAGGAAGCUGUUCAGCCAGAUGAAGGUAGCGUAUACGGCAGCUAUGGUAAAAACGUUCACAUUGGAGACCACAAGCCUGUAUUCAUGGUAUUCAACUUUCCGAACCGUUAGCCUGGAUCUCCAAAUGAAGAAACAUUAAACCACGUAGUCGAACCUCUUGCACUGUUAUACAAUUAAACGCACGAAUGCGCUGCGUACUGAAUAACAUAUCACUGAUGCACCUACUGUCACCAACAUCGUGUGACGUAACACCAUAUAUAACACCACUAACCUGUCAAUCGUCACUGGGUUUAACAUUUGAUAAAAUGACGUGGGGGAGAAUAAAUAUAUAUAUAUAUGCGUUUUUAAUUUUUAUUUUCAUAUGUUUGAUGAAGAGCGGUGAAGGUGGGUUUCUACAUGGGGCAUUUUGCGCUGGGCUAAUAAAAUCGCUUGCUAGAUUUUUCAGUACAUGCACAUAGAAGAAAUGCGAUACUGUUUCAUAGCCCAACUCUAAAAUGCUGCACUAGAUAUCCAUCCUGGCGUGUCUUCAAAUCUUAUUCACCACUGGCAAGGCUUCAGAUUAUAAAACGUCAUGACAAAUGAAAAAGACGUAAUCAUACAUAUGGAGCGGUUUUGCACGUCGGUAAAUGAUUAGGUGCUUACGAACCUAACAUCCAAUCUCAUGAAUUGCACACGACGCCAACUCGUUCUAAUGGUCUUUUUUAUUUAAAGUAUACCCAAAGACACUGGAAACGAAUUUCAGGGAACGCACAUAGAGUAUAUAUGUUAAUAAAUAUAUAUGAUUGAUACUAACUAUAUUUUUGGUAUAAUAUAUUUUUAAAUAAUUCUUUGGCUGGACACUGGAAUUAUUAAGAACAUUAUUAUCUCCUCAAUGAGAGAAUUUUAUUAUCUCCUCUAUGAGAGACUGAUUUCAUUUAUUUAUUUAUUAUCUUGAGAUGAACGAAAAAAAUCUUGUCAAAAAAAGGCGUUUUGUGAUAUUUUAACUAUCAAUUUUUACAUUUUAAUCUUUUAUUUUAUUCUUUAUUUACUAACUAAGAUAUAAAUCGUCUGUGUUAUUCUGGCGUGUUAGAUAGCCCUGAAUAUGAUCUUAAAACGAAAACUGAGAAGCCUCGAAUAUGAUUUCAAAACAAAAAAGACAUUCAUUAAACCUUUUUUUACUAUUGCGUACAGGACCGAUUGAUCGUGUAAUAACUCUUGCUUUUAUCGCUAUGUAUUCUUGACAACCUUCACGCCGUGUGUUUUCUAAAAUUAUUUAGUAAAGAGUGACCUUUGGGUAGGGUACUUUUUCAGCUGAUAAAUGUAAGUAUUAAUAUUUAUUUAGCUUUUAUUGUACUGUUUAUCAAAGUGUAUUCUAUUAAUGGAGCCUUUAUAUUUUACCGUGUGGUAUAUUUAAUAUUUUGCUUAUCCUUGUCCCAGAUAAUCUUGAAUGCAACUAAACCAUAAAAACCACUUCUUCUAGCGCUUCUGCUGACAAAGAAAAGUUUCGCAACAGUUUUUUAACAACACAAAAAGUUUUACUGAGAUUUAAGCAAUUUAUUUUAUUUUUUACAAAAUAAAACACGAGAGUCUGGGUACAAGGAUGAUAAAUGAUAUGCGUGUUAUAUAUUUCUUAAAUUGUUAAAAUAGAUGCGCACGUGUAGUUGAA
Molecule: messenger RNA, 2869 nt
Organism: Hydractinia symbiolongicarpus
Lineage: Eukaryota; Metazoa; Cnidaria; Hydrozoa; Anthoathecata; Hydractiniidae
Product: inositol polyphosphate-5-phosphatase A-like
Exons: 16
Coding region: 139-1335 (398 amino acids)
Biological process (GO): phosphatidylinositol dephosphorylation
Molecular function (GO): inositol-polyphosphate 5-phosphatase activity
Source: RefSeq, a predicted model, not a curated record